This is a messenger RNA of Papilio machaon (common yellow swallowtail), 1336 nucleotides long. RefSeq names its product lipase 3. The transcript is spliced from 5 exons. Gene Ontology annotation, biological process: lipid metabolic process. Lineage: Eukaryota; Metazoa; Arthropoda; Insecta; Lepidoptera; Papilionidae. The record is from RefSeq and is a predicted model, not a curated record. The coding region runs from base 32 to 1297 and encodes 421 amino acids. Gene Ontology annotation, molecular function: hydrolase activity, acting on ester bonds.
UUCUUUCGGAGUAACAAGUGUUAAUGACGAGAUGGCGCGGACAUCACUGAUUGUGUUGUUUGCGGGCUUCGCUGUCGUCUCAGCGGCUCACUCUAGUGUUACUGAAGACCUAUUUAAUAGUGACAUCUCCAAUCCUCGGUUUUCAGACAAUGUAUUCGAGGAUGCUAAAUUAGAUGUCCCCGAACUGGUUCGGAAAUACAGAUAUCCGUUGGAAGAGCACGAGGUGACGACUUCUGAUGGAUACAUUCUACGGAUGCACCGCAUUCCGCAUGGCAGGGACCAGAACAACGCUCCCGGUGUGAAACGACCCGUAGUGUUUUUGAUGCACGGGUUACUGUGCUCGUCAGCUGAUUGGGUUAUUAUGGGCCCUGGCAAUGGUUUUGCAUACAUUCUAGCUGAAAGUGGAUUCGAUGUAUGGAUGGGCAACGCUCGCGGUAACUACUAUUCGCGUAGGCACGUUCGUUUGAAUCCUAAUUCAAUACUGAGCAACGCUUUCUGGGAAUACUCCUGGGAUGAGAUUGGAAAUAUAGAUUUACCAACGAUGAUAGAUUAUACACUUAAGUACACAGGCCAAGAAAAACUCCAUUACAUUGGUCAUUCUCAAGGCACAACAUCGUUCUUUGUUAUGGCGUCUCUUCGUCCUGAGUAUAACAACAAGAUAAUUUCGAUGCAUGCGUUUGCUCCUGUUGCGUACAUGGCACAUAAUAAGAGUCUUCUGUUAAAUACAUUAGCGCGUUAUGUCGACGAUAUAGAGGAAUUUGCGAGCCGUUUUGGAAUUGGGGAAUUCAUGCCUAACAGCCAGAUAAUGACAUGGGCUGGAGAAUCGAUGUGCAGGGAUGAGGUCGCUACUCAGGCGAUUUGCAGUAAUAUAUUGUUCCUGAUAGGCGGAUGGAAUGAGGAUCAGCAUAAUGCGACUAUGAUGCCAGCGAUAUUUGGCCACACCCCCGCCGGUGCCGCUGUAAGACAGUUCGCUCACUAUGGCCAAAGUAUUGCUGGCAAAGAAUUUCGCCGCUAUGACCAUGGGUUGUUAAGGAAUAUGAUUGUAUACGGCAAUAUGAGGCCACCAAAAUAUAAUCUGGGGAAUGUUAAAAUACCCACAUUUUUGCACUACUCAUACAAUGAUCCUUUAUCUCAAGUUAAGGACGUUUAUCGUCUACAUGAAGAGCUAGGUCACGGAAUCAAGAUGUUGUUACCAUUGCCUACAUUUAGUCAUCUAGAUUACAUGUGGGGGAUAGAUGCGAAGACUGUAUUGUACGACAGAGUAAUAAAUUUGAUGAAAUCCGUCGGGCAUGGAUAAUCUUAAAAUAAAUAAUAAAGUCAAAUUAAAGUGGAGGAA